AAUCGAUUAGUUGCCGUUCGAGCUUAGUUGUUAGAACAUCGCCUGAAGCCGCAUGGGAAAAUGUUGACUUCGAACUGGGCGAUAGUGUCGAUAUUCUGCGUAAUAUGCUCAUCUGUGUGUGCCGUGGAAGGUUAUCAAGAUACUAAUGGAGAGUGUCCACAAGGUUAUGAGCUCGUCAAUGGCCUGUGCUAUAGGAAGAGCUUGUGUCAGGAAGGUUACUUUAUGCAUACGGAUGGCAUGUGCUAUUCGAUAAACCCGAAGCCUUGCCCCUACGCACCCACACCCACAACCCCGACACCCACAACCACGGGCCCAACCCAGCGCCCACCUGCUCCGAGCUUGUGUCCGCAAGAAUACUUUAUGCAUACCGACGGCAAGUGCUAUUUGAUAAACCCGGAACCUUGUCCAAAUGCACCCACUCCUACAAGCACGACUACGAACACAACAACCACAACAACCACCACCACCACCACCACUACCACAGAGGAGCCCACCACUAGCGAGGAACCCACAGAAGAACCCACAACUACCGAGGAGCCCACAGAAGAACCCACCACUACCGAGGAACCUACCUUUGAACCUCCGCCUGUGCCUGAACCUGCUGAACAAGCCCGCUGUCCACCUGGCUCGAUAUUCUUUGAGGCACAGUGCCGCAAGAUAAUCUGCUCACAGGGCGAAUACCAUGCAGGUCGUUGUCUUAUGCCCGCCUGUCCCGCGGGCACGGUGUGGCGCGGCAAGCGCUGCCAGCCGCCAGGCUAUUUGACAACCAUACUCGAGAUAGAUAACGUGAUCAAGAACAAGCAUGAGUAUCAGACGGUGACAGAGAACGUGAAUCGUGUGGAGUACCAGACCAUUAGGCCCUACGAUCCGAACGAGGAUAUCAGCUAUGACAAAGCGAAGCCACCAACGAAAUUAACAGUUUCGACCUCAACGUCAGCCAGUGUGACCCCACAGCCAGCGACGGAUUGUUGCACGGUCAAGAGCCCGCGUAUCUGUCGACCCUAUCCACCAACAUGGGUGUGCACUUUGUUGAAAUUAGAUUAAAUAUAUAUAAAUAUAUAAAAUAUAUAUAUAUAUA
Molecule: messenger RNA, 1078 nt
Organism: Drosophila virilis
Lineage: Eukaryota; Metazoa; Arthropoda; Insecta; Diptera; Drosophilidae
Product: eukaryotic translation initiation factor 4 gamma-like
Source: RefSeq, a predicted model, not a curated record